CAAUCUCCCAUUGCAAACGUACACACCAUCUCCAACUCUCUCGUUCUCUCUCUCUCCCCCAUUCUUCUCGCUCGCUUCUUUUCUUGUGCCAUUCUUUCAGCGUAACCUUUACGCGCGCGUAGAUACUCUCUCUCUCUCUCUUUUACUGUUGUGUUACGGAAAUGUCGGGACACAGGGGUGGUAGACAGUAUUCUCUGUCUUCGCGGUCGUCGAGCCAGCGAGGAGGCUUCUCUGGGUCUGGACGGGGAAGAGGCCGCGGAAACAGGGGUCGUGGCGACUCCUCUGGCCCCGAGCAAAAUGUUCCUAUGCCGGUCGCUGCGGCUCCUCCCACAUCGCGACCAGCAUUCAUUCCGGUGGCGGCUCCCAAGUGUGGCCAUGUCUCCUGGUCCUUCCUCCUUAGCCUCGACCUCAUCCUCACUAGUUCCAUCUGACAAGCCAGCUGCAAUUUCGGCUUCUGUCUCCGAACUGAACACUAACUUGGCGGGGAGACUGACAUUGGAGCCGGCGCCGAUGCCACCCGCAUCGUCCAAGGCUAUUAGGUUCCCGGCGAGGCCAGGUGUUGGAAAGUCAGGAUACAAGUGUCAGAUUCGAGCAAACCACUUUUUAGUUGAGUUUGCGUAUAGAGAUUUAUUUCAGUAUGAUGUGUCAAUCACUCCUGAGGUAUCAUCUAAGAAGACAAAUCGCUUGGUUAUAGAAGAGCUAGUAGUUUCAUGCAGAGCUUCUCACCUGAAUAAUCGACAACCGGCUUAUGAUGGAAGGAAAUUCCUCUAUACAGCUGGAGCGCUGCCUUUUACAUCUAUGGAAUUUGUGGUCAAGUUAACUAACAUAGAUGCUAGUGUCAGCUCAUCGACCUCCAAGAGGAAUGAACGUGAAUUUAAGGUGGCACUCAAAUUGGCUGGAAAGGCAGACCUUGAUCAUCUACAACAGUUUUUAUCUGCCAGACAAAUAGAUGCGCCAUAUGAAACAAUUCAGGCUUUGGAUAUUGUCCUCAGACAAAUGGCAUCGAAAGAUAACAUUAUUGUGGGAAGAUCGUUUUUCUCACCUGACAUGAGGGGCAACCUUGGAGAUGGCGUGGACUUUUGGUGGGGACAUUACCAAAGCUUGAGACCAACCCAGAUGGGUUUAUCCCUUAAUAUUGAUUUGUCUGCCACGGCAUUCUAUCAGCCAAUUCUGGUGACUGAUUUUUUAAAAGAGAAUUUGAAAAUCAGAGACCUUUCGAGGCCAUUGUCUGAUCAGGAUCGGGUGAAGGUCAGAAGGGCCUUGAAAUUGUUAAAGGUAUCACUUACCUGUGGCCGAUAUCCUAGGGCUUAUAAAAUUUUUGGCAUAUCAGAUCAGCCAUUAAGCGAACUAACGUUUUAUCUUGAUGAAGAGAGGCCAAAUAUGUCCGUGGUCCAAUAUUUUUAUGAAAAAUACAAAACUAAGCUCAAAUUUACUUCUUUGCCUGCAAUUCAAGCUGGAAGUGUAUCAAGUCCUGCAUUUCUGCCUAUGGAGGUUUGCCAAAUUGCUGAUAGACAGAGAUAUACAAAGAAGUUAAACGCUAGACAGAUAACUAACCUGUUAAGAGCAACCUGUCGGCGUCCUAAUCAACGAGAAGAUAAUAUUAAAGAGAUUGCUCAAUCAGUUAAGUUCAGUGAUGCGCUUGUAACGACUGAGUUUGGAAUUCAUGUGGGACGGGAACUUGCUAAGGUUGAAGCUCGAGUUCUGCGCUCACCAACGCUGAAAUAUCACGAUACUGGGGUCCAGUCAAGGGUUGAUCCCCGUUUAGGUCAAUGGAAUAUGAUUAACAAGAAAAUGGUCAAUGGUGGGAGGGUUGAGUUCUGGACAUGUGUGAACUUCUCUGAACAGGUGGAUAGAAAUUUGCCCUUCCAAUUCUGUAGACAAUUGAUUGAAAUGUGUAACAGCAAGGGAAUGGAAUUCAACCCAAACCCACUACUUCCUAUAUGCUCAUAUAAACCAACUGAGAUUGAGAGGGUUCUUGUGGACAUUUACAAUCAAUCGAUGGAAAAACUUCAAAACAUGAAGGGGAAACAACUUCAGUUAUUGAUUGUAAUUUUACCCGAUGUGACUGACUCAUAUGGAAAAAUUAAAAGAGUGUGUGAAACAGAAUUAGGAAUUGUCUCACAAUGCUGUCAACCUGGACAAGCAAAGAAACUCAGCAAGCAAUACUUUGAAAAUAUCGCUCUCAAGAUAAAUGUGAAGGCUGGGGGACGAAACACUGUAUUAGAUGAUGCUAUUGAGGGAAGAAUUCCUUUUCUUACUGAUCGUCCUACCAUCAUUCUUGGAGCUGAUGUGACCCACCCACAACCUGGCAAUGAUUCUUUUCCUUCAAUAGCAGCAGUGGUGGCUUCCAUGGACUGGCCUGAAGCAACCAAGUAUCGAGGAAUUGUAUCUGCUCAGUCACACCGAGAAGAAAUUAUACAAGAUCUUUAUAAAAUAAUUCACGAUCCUGAAAGAGGUCGUGUCCAUGCAGAAUGAUCAGGUGAGGAAGUUACUAUUAUGUUAUUAGUAUCUCAAUUAGUUCCAUCAUAUCAGUUUUGUUCAUGUUUGAAGUUCUACUUAUUUCCCUUGCAGGCUUGUGCCUCCCUGGAGGAAGGAUAUCUUCCGCCAGUUACAUUUAUUGUGGUGCAGAAAAGGCAUCAUACACGUCUUUUCCCUGCUGACCACACAAGGCACAACCUGACAGACAAGAGUGGCAAUAUUCUACCAGGUACCGUGGUUGACACCAAGAUUUGCCAUCCCAGAGAAUUCGAUUUUUAUCUGAAUAGCCAUGCUGGAAUUCAGGGCACUAGUCGUCCUGUGCACUACCAUGUUCUGUGGGAUGAGAACAAAUUCACUGCUGAUGCAUUGCAAGUGCUCACUAAUAAUUUGUGUUACACCUAUGCAAGGUGCACACGGGCUGUUUCAAUUGUGCCUCCUGCUUAUUAUGCGCAUCUAGCUGCUUUUCGAGCUCGGUAUUAUUUAGAAGAAACGAUGGAGUCGGAUAGUGAAUCUGCAAGUGGAGGGAGGAGGGCGAUCACGCCAUUACCUUCCAUCAAAGACAAUGUGAAGAACGUUAUGUUCUAUUGCUGACUUGAUCACAGUUUAGUGUCUUGUGAGGUGGAUUCCCUUCUAGGUGGUCAUUUUUUGGCGCAGCAAUUGGGGAAGUAACAGGAGGAAGAUGUUGCCUUGUUUUGUUUUUGGGUUUCAUCUCUGCAAGCAGUAAGGAUUUUUUAAAAAGACACAUUGAUUAUGAAAUGAGUACAAAAAUUUUACUUCAAUUUCA
Molecule: messenger RNA, 3262 nt
Organism: Carica papaya (papaya)
Lineage: Eukaryota; Viridiplantae; Streptophyta; Magnoliopsida; Brassicales; Caricaceae
Source: RefSeq, a predicted model, not a curated record